Molecule: messenger RNA, 2293 nt
Organism: Prorocentrum cordatum
Lineage: Eukaryota; Dinophyceae; Prorocentrales; Prorocentraceae
Source: the annotation of a GenBank genome assembly
GCGGCCCGAACCGCGUCCCCAUGGUGUCUGUGCGAGGCGGCGCUGAAGGGCCCUGGCGCUGCUGGUCCUGGGCGCCCGGCAGGCCUCUGCCCAGAUCAGGGUCAUGUCGCCGCAGCACCUCGUCGACCAGCUGAAAAACCACGGCAGGAUCGACGGCUCCACCGCCACCUUCGGCGCGCCGUACUUCGGCCAGCGCGUCCUCGGCCGCCUGGCGUACGCCAGCGACGCCAACAGGAAAGCGCAGCACUGCACCAAGGACUACGACCUGGACGCCUGCGGGUCGUCGUCGAGCAUGCCGCAGGAAGGCGAGAAUAAGCUCAUAAACAUAUUCGUGAUCCGCCGUGGCGGCUGCUCUUUCGUGACGAAGGUCAAGAUUGCAGCGGAGAAGUGCGCGCACGCGGUGAUCAUAGUAGACAGGGAGGAUUCGAAUCAGACGGCAGAGGACUUGAAACACAUCAUUGUGGCUGACGAUGGGUACGGAGGUUCGAUAGAGAUCCCGUCGGUGCUCAUCUCCAGGGAGCAGGGCCAGCAUCUGAUCAACUCGCUCGAGAGCAACCAGCAGAUAGUGGCGGAGCUGGCCUGGGACAUACCCACCGACCACGUCGUGAAUGUGGACAUGUGGAUCAGCUCUGCGUCCAGGGAGAGCCUCCGGUUCUUGAAGGAGUUCGCGCCCAAGCGGAGGUUGCUCAACUCGGUGAUCAGCUUCACGCCGCACUACGCCGUCUUUGGCAUGGACCGCACCAACCCUGCGGUCUUCAACGAGCUCUGCACGACCACCGACGGGCAGUACUGCGCGGAGGACCCGGACGGCGCGGGCCCCGUGACGGGGAAGGACGUGCUCGAGGAGGACGUCCGCCAGCUCUGCAUUCACGAGACGUACAAGAAGGUGUCCAACGAUGGCCGCGUCCAGUUCUCCCAGGAGUUCUGGGACUACAUCGAGCACCUCGGGGAAGAGUGCCCGCUGGACGGCCCCCCUGGGGACAACGGCUUCGGCAUGAAAUGCUCCAAGAGGCUCAUGAGGAAGUUCGGUAUCAACACUGACACAAUCGAUGAGUGCGCGAUCCGAAGCAAGGAGGCCAAGCUGAAGGAUCAGCGGGAGCACCCCGCCUGGUCCCCGCGGGCCCUGCGCAUCAACGGUGUCAAGGGUGGGGUCACCUUCGGCGAGAUGUUCUCCUGGCUGGGCAUCACCCUGCUGGUGGCAUUCGCGGCCCUGCUGCUGUACAAGCGCUACCUGAAGAAGGAGAUGCGGGCGCGCGAGCGGCUGCAGGUGCGGCAGCAGCGCCUCCUGCUGGACCAGCACGACGGCAGCCAGGUGCCGCUCGCUCUCGUGCAUGAGCCAGCGCGUGGAGCCAAGGCCUGGUGGAGCUGGCAUGAGCAGUGCAGCAGGGAGAUCGUGCCCACCAGGACUUGGGACUGGGCCACAGGAGCAGCAGAGGUGGCAGACCCUGAGGAGGACAAGCUGGCGCAGCUCAUCGGCCUCCUGCGGCUCUCCAGGGAUGGCGAGGGGACGCCGGCAUGCCAGCUGCAACUGGGCCAGCUGCGCGGGGCCGGGCGCGCUGCCCCAGCGUCGGUGGACGCGGCCAAACCAGUCACAGGCGGGGCCGCGGCCGAGCUGCAGGAGGCUGCGGGCCAGGUGGAGCACCUGCAGGACGUCGAGCUCGACGACAGGCCCUUCGGGCUCGAGGCUUUGGAGGAGCUGGAGGGAUGCGAGAUCAAGGAGUCUGACAAGGAGGAGGCGGCAAACAGGAAUCGGGCACUCCAGCAGACGUUCAGGGAGCUGGCCACGACAGCGUGCGGCCAGCUCGCUACGGAGGCGCCCAAGCCCCAGCGCCAGCAAAAGGCAUUCGCAGAGCACGCCCCCCCCCAGAAGGAGCGCACGACCGAGGCGGACGGCCAGACUCAGGAGGGCGUCUCCGACGUCUUCGCGGACCCGGCCGUGUCGGUGCUGAUCAUGGGCAGUCUGAUGAGACAGAGGAGCGAGCUCAAUUUCGGGCACGGUCGUGGGCCCUGCAGCUCGGGCUCCGGUCGGUCCUGGGACCAGGGGGUGAAGGUCGGCAUCGGCUGUAGGGCAACGGUCUCAGUUGUGGCCAGGCUGCCAGCGUCCGCCAAUGAGGCCCAGGUGCGCUGCCACUGGUGGUCCUCAGUGGCCGACAGGCUCGAUGGAGGUCGCUUCGUGAAGGUGGUAGCCCACCAGAGUGAGGCGGUCGUGAGGGAAGGUAGGAUCACGCAUGCACAGUUGCGUGACAAUGGCAACGCGGAUAUGCUGGUCAAGAUCGGGGCCGAGCCUUUGUGA